AUGAAGCAGCUUAGCAGCUCAGCUGCAGAAGACACUGAAAGUCACCACCUGUACUCAGUGAACACGACUACAGAGGAAGUCACAUCUGAAGAGGAAGAGGAGGAAGAGAUGGGAGAGGAUAUCGAAGACUUGGAUCAUUAUGACAUGAAAGAGGAAGAGCCAGUAGAUGGCAAGAAAUCAAAGGAUGAAGGCAUUGAGAAAGAAAAUAGCUAUUUAGAGAAGAUAAGAAAAAAUCAAAGGCAGGAUCACCUUAAUGGUGCUGUUUCUGGAUCAGUUCAAGCAUCUGAUCAUCUUAUGAAAGAGCUCAGGGAUAUAUACAGGUCUCAGAGUUACAAAACAGGAAUUUACUCUGUGGAACUUGUAAAUGAUAAACUUCUUAGGGUUGAUCCAGACAGUCCACUACACAGUGACCUUCUUGUUAAAGAAAAAGAAGGCAUAGAGUGUAUUUUAUUGAACUUCUCAUUUAAGGAUAACUUUCCAUUUGAUCCUCCAUUUGUAAGGGUGGUAUCUCCAGUACUUUCAGGAGGGUAUGUGCUGGGAGGAGGUGCUCUCUGCAUGGAGCUCCUUACUAAACAGGGUUGGAGCAGUGCCUACUCUAUAGAGUCUGUUAUCAUGCAAAUCAACGCAACCCUGGUAAAAGGGAAAGCAUGUGUGCAAUUUGGAGCCAACAAGAAUCAGUAUAAUCUUGCAAGGGCACAGCAAUCCUACACACUAGUACAGAUCCAUGAGAAGAAUGGUUGGUACACUCCUCCAAAAGAAGAUGGAUAAAUUGGAAGGCUUUUUGGACCAAGAUGCCACAUUUUUUUCCAAUUCUUUCCAGAGCAAAUAAGAUUGCCCUUCUGGUCCUCUGUACAGCAUACAUUAGCAACUAGAUAAUAGGAUUAUCAGACCUAAUUAUCAGUUUUGUAUAUUAGACCACAUCUGCUUCUCUUGAUAUGAGAUACAGCUGCCUUUACUGAUAGGGGAAAAAGGCCACUCCAAAUAUUUUAACUUCCUAUUUAAAUUGGGCGAUAUAGCUUAAUUCCAU
Molecule: messenger RNA, 1027 nt
Organism: Bombina bombina (fire-bellied toad)
Lineage: Eukaryota; Metazoa; Chordata; Amphibia; Anura; Bombinatoridae
Product: ubiquitin-conjugating enzyme E2 Q2-like
Source: RefSeq, a predicted model, not a curated record